Messenger RNA from Exophiala mesophila, 3109 nucleotides. RefSeq lists its product as uncharacterized. Gene Ontology annotation, molecular function: mRNA binding. Gene Ontology annotation, cellular component: cytoplasm; nucleus. The record is from RefSeq and is a predicted model, not a curated record. The transcript has 3 exons. Bases 720 to 2561 code for a protein of 613 amino acids. NCBI's taxonomy places the organism in Eukaryota, Fungi, Ascomycota, Eurotiomycetes, Chaetothyriales, Herpotrichiellaceae.
CUGGAGUCUUGUCUCGUUCCCCUUGUGCCCUUCAAACUUCUGCGUCCUCGUUCGUUCCUCGUUUCUAGCUCUCAUCCACCAACGGAACAAAAAAUCACCUCGAGUCGUACCCUCUUCUCUCUCACCUUGUCUAUCCUUGAUUCCAUCGCCCUCCACCUUCCACACACCUGCUUCGAAUUUUACACUGGCUCGCCGCCUCGUCGAUCCUUAAUAUGCCUAUUUCGCCGAGUUAGACAAUUUAUUUCGUCAACUUUGGACAAGUCACGAUUGUUCGCUCUUGCUCCUGCCUCUGCUUUUGCAUCUGCAUCACCCACCUGCACCUGCACCCACACCCGCAACUCAAGAGCCACGUAACACAUUUUUCCAACAUCUCAGAAUCAUCAGAUCACCAAUCCGACAUUUCCAUCGUACUUACUUGGUCACCUUCUGACUCUCCGCAUCGAGGAUUCCACCACAAACAGGUGUUGGUUCAUUCUUAGACUCGACGUCUUUCGUCAUCACGCACCAGUGUUUCGUAUGCGAUCGAUCAUCCUUGAUUUUCUCGAAUCAACUAUUUGACGAACCGCCCUGUUUACGCGGUCAUCAAUAUAUCUCGCAGUCUAUCAGAUAGCCUGAAGACACGCUACUCACGCUGACCUCACCGGGAGCCAAUUUUCCCUCCACGCGUGUCCGAGCCACCCUUUAUCGCCACAAACCCAAAGCUCUAUCACCUCGACGCGAUGGCGACAUUCUCAAAUCCUUCCGAAGCCUUCUAUGAGGAUGGCCCGGGCAGUUCGCCAAGAGCCUUUCGCAACCCACAAAUCAAUCGCCAGGGUAUAAGAAACGAUGGCUAUGGAAACGUGCAUACCCCUAUGUUCGGCAAUGAUGCUGCCAUCCCCACAAUGCGCUUUGAUAAUAUGAGAGAUGGUUUUGGAGGCCCAAUGAACAAUUCAGGUCUCGGCAACGUUCACUUUCCAUACGACCCCAAUACCGCUCAAACCUGGAGCUCUGGUGGCGGGUCUUUGCAGUCAUUUGGGAAUGGCCAGCCUGGGAUUCACCAGAAUCAGAACUUCAAUCCUUCACGAAGCGUGAAACCCAGUCGCGGCCGCGCCGGCAUCUCAAAUCUGUGGUAUGACCAACCCGGGCAAAUGCAACAACCUCCCCCUCAACACCCUUCAAUGAUGGGCCCAAGACCUGGACCUCACGGCCGAAACGACAUGCAUGACGACGAUGAUGAACUCAUCCCAACCGCGAUAGUUAUCAAAAACAUCCCAUUUGCUGUUAAGAAGGAGCAACUCGUGCAGCUGAUGGUUGAUAUGAACCUACCACUCCCUUAUGCAUUCAAUUAUCACUUUGAUAAUGGUGUCUUUCGAGGACUUGCCUUUGCCAAUUUCACUUCACCCCAAGAAACCGAACAAGUCAUCCAGGCCUUGAAUCACAUGGAUUUGAGUGGACGGAAGUUGAGAGUUGAAUAUAAGAAGAUGCUUCCUCUGGCUGAGCGCGAACGCAUUGAACGAGAGAAGCGUGAACGCCGUGGACAACUUGAGGAACAACAUCGUCCUGUUCCUGGGUCUCAAUUGCACAACCAAGUCUCUAUGUCUUCCAUGUCAAGGAACACCCCAUCGCCUCUGUCUCACCGUGGUGGAAAACCUGACGUUGAUAUGAAUGAUGCAAAAACUUUGGAAUUCUAUACCGACAUGACCUUGUUCAGAAGAGAUCCCACCCGCGAGGUCUUGAUCUUCCCACCUACCCUGGAACCUCAUCAUCGACGCGUGGUUCACACCCUUGCACAUCAUAUGGGUUUAAUGCACACCUCACGUGGAAGUGGUGACCAGCGCCAAGUUCAUAUUCAUCGCCCUGCGCCUGGCACUACUAAUGUCAGCCCACCAACCCUCGCAGGAGCAUUUGGCCCUUCCAAUGAAAAUCUCCGCCAGAGCUUGGCAAGAUCAUCCACGGCUGACUUCAGCGAAGGCGGCCGACAAUACGAGUCGCCUGCCUUCAACACUCUGCGCGGUCAAUCCUCGGUCGGACUGCUCGAUGUAGUGGACACCAACGCCUUUGGUAGAGCCGCCGAUAACAACCUUCGCAAUGCCAAGUCAUUUGCAGACCUUCGAUCAUGGAGUCCAUCCCCUGUCCCGUCGUCGGCUAGUUUCCCAGCUGCAUUGCAAACCAACGGGGCAAGACUCCAGGCUCUGAAUGACACUGCAGGCUCCACCACCCCUACAUUGACUCCCACAGGCGGUUCCAGCGCACCAGGCACGAAUCGCGAUGAACCAUUUCUCAUUUCGGGAUUUUCCAAUCUUUCCAUGGGCACUACUGGGCCCAGCCAGACCAGUCCUCGGCGCCAACGAAGCUUCUUUGGCAACGGAGCCGAUUGGAAUGAAUCACAGACGUACCAAACCGCGACCGCGCCAAUUGGCAGCAAGCGAACAGUCAGUGUCGGACCUGAGACCAGCAACUCAAACAGCAAUCCAGUCCGUCAGUCUCGUGGCCCAAGUGUGAACAAUGCCAUUGGGUUUCGACGACAAAACGGACGUGGUAGUGACGAACUCAGAACGACCACAUCAGCAAUUGCCGAAUGAAACACGAAACCAUAUACCCCUUCUUUGAUGACGCUCAUGCAGAGCAAUGACGAUUCAACGAUCCACGAACGAGAUGAACCGAUCCUCUUCCAACCAGGAGAAAGAAACAAAAGUUAGACGCAUAGGGCAGCCGCAUGACUGCAUGAUUGGACUACAGAAAAAGAUUGUUGUAACGAAUGACAGGGUUUCAUGGUGUGGCAUACAGCAUAUUACUUUUUCUCUGCAAUUCAGUUUUGAGUUGAUGACCAUGUCUCGUUGGCUGGCACCGAGGCUGAGGUUUGUACACUUUUGACAUGAGUUGUGCUGAGGCGGCGUAUCCAAGGGCGAUGUCAUGUCAGAGUUUUGAGAUGAAGGAUGUGCUUUGUUUUGCAAGGUUGGGGGAUUGUCCUGGUCCGAGCACGUACGGCUUGUUGACUAGGACCGUGACUCUCUAUCUCUCGCUAUUUGGAGAAAUGAGCUCGAUGUAACAAGAACACUCGUUUUAAUGGCUAGUUGGCAGUGAUCUGGUGAGGGAGCUGCAUUUAAUAAGAAGUUAUUGUUUGUUUUAA